ACGAUUGUGUGCUCUAAGCAGAGAACUGUGCUAAGUGGGAGCUACGUUUAGUUGUUCAUAUUUCUUGCAAGCUCGCCUUCCUGAGUAUCAAACGCUCUGUGUGAAAAACCAGCCAGAGAUAAUCUGACUGCCGCGAAAGAAGCUCAAAAUGGCUUGUCGGGAGAGAUGCAUAAUUUUUUUGGCGAUCUUUGUUCUAUUUAAAAUAAUGUGUUCGGUGGAAGCUGGUGACGUGAGAAGUUCUUGUUCCGCUCUGAACACGGCAAACAUUUUAACACAGACGGAACUUUUGGUGGAAUUAACGAACGACUGCCGAUACGAUAAAUUGGUUCGCCCACCCGGUGAAAAUAAUGCCAGUGAUCCCAUCGUGGUAUCGUCCCGAGCGUACAUAUACGCCAUACAAUCGAACAUGGCUAAGACACUGCAGUUUGAUAUUCAAAUGAUGUUGCAAUUUCGAUAUCUCGACAAACGAUUGAGGUUUGCCGAAAUUGCGCCGAAUUUUACUCAAAUAAAUGGUGGGCAAUCGGCACACGACGUUAUUUGGACACCUUCGGUUCACGUAGCGAACGAGCGAAGUUCGGUCAUAAUGGGUAACGGUGUCAAAGAUUUACUCAUAUCCAUUGAUUCAUCGGGCGUCGUUAUUCUCAAUACCAGAUUAGCGGCUACACUCAACUGCGGUUUGCGGCUCCAAAAGUUUCCGUUUGACGUUCAAGAGUGUCCACUGACUUUUGAGAGCUGGACUUACAACAUUCAAGAAAUGGAGCUAGAGUGGGAUGAGAAUCCGAUUCUCUUAGCGGAUGAGCUUCACCUUACCGAGUACAGCCUUGUCGCAAACUGGGUCAAUAAAUCCCAAGUUUCGUACACAGUUUCGCAACAACACUACGGUCAUUUCGCCGGAAAUUUCAGCUCUAUAAGUAUCACCUUUAAACUUGCUCGUGAGAUGGGCUUCUUCAUCAUGGAUUAUUACAUACCUUCGAUACUGAUCGUCGUCAUCUCAUGGGUAUCCUUCUGGCUGCACAUGGACGCCAGUCCACCGAGAAUCGUUUUAGGGACGAACACAAUCCUGGCAUUUAUGACACUUGCGUCAAAGGUGGAAAAUUCACUGCCGAAGGUGUCGUACAUCAAAGCCAGUGAAAUAUGGUUUUUGGGUUGCACUAUUUUCCUGUUCGCCGCCAUGGUCGAAUUCGCAUUCGUCAACACUAUCUACAGACGAAAGAAAAACGUGCCCCUCAAGAAAGUUAACAGCAAGUACAUUCUCAAGUCCACGUUGACGCCGAGGCUUGCCCGGAAGCAAUUUCAAAAGAAUACCACCGGACUAGAGCGUUCGCGUUCUUGGUCCUCUCUCGAUCACGAGAACGCUACCGAAUCGGUUUAUACGAGUCAAAACUACUUGACCGUACACAGUUUCCCAAGCAGCAUGAACAUUCCUUCGGUAACCAUCGAAGAUGACAAAGACGCAGACUCCGGCGGAAGUAUCGUCACACUGGAUACCGUCGCCGCACCGCCACCGAAACCGGCAAACCGUCGUCCCACGCUUGCUCAACUUCACAACUUCACGACUAUGACACCCCAAGAAAUAGCCCAGUGGAUCGACAAACGCAGUCGAAUAGUAUUCCCCGUUGCCUUCCUUAUAUUCAAUGUUCUUUACUGGUCGUUCAUAUGGAUAUGAAAUCGGCACUUCCGAAGAGUUACCGAACGAUUCCUAUCUCCUUUGCGGAAAGACCUAAACUUCAGGGGCGAGAGAACGGUUUAUUCUUUUUUUGUUUUUAUUUAUUUGAAACUGAAACGUGAUUCGGGUCGUAGCCAUUUUUGCGAAUUCGCAGCAUCAAUCGAAUGAUACUUACAAUGUACUUACAAUUAGAUCGCAGCUUCGGGAACGUUUUCGACUAAAAAUUAAACUGUAAUCAAAGCGACUAACGAGUCUUACGAUUUUCCUAUCGCUCCGCGCUGCGGUGGACGAUUAUCGGCUCAUUGCGAUACGAAUUGGUUUUCAAAUUUUUCCCUAAUACACUUUUGCGUUACCCGAGUGUCAUGAACGUGUCCGAGAGAAUUAAAGUAACCGCUCAAAUACUCAGACGAUAAAGAUUUAAUUAGGCCGCUUCCCUUGCGAUGCCCAAGGAUAUUCGUUCGCGAAAAUAAUGCACAUUCGGCCACCGUGGACGUUGAAUGCGAUCGAUAUGGCAUUUGCGUAUUUCAGUUUGUUGGCAGAUGUACAUAACGAUGUGUCCUCUUUGGUUCCCUACACGAAAAAUAGACCCGGUGAAAUAUUCGCGUGGUUUCCUAUGCCUAUCAUUUGAAUUGUACGACGAAUUCGUUCCGAGAGCUAUUCGUGUUUAUUGAGAAUAGCACAACUCGUAUAAAAGUAUUUUGCUUGAUUUCAAUUGCCAUAUGAUGUAUAGAUUAUUGUAACAGUGAUUAAGAAUUAUCUUCUACCCUUAAUAAUUUCAUAUCACGAUAACACUAUUGAGAAUAAGUAUCACUAGCGGUACGUGUAUGAAAAUUCUCGAAUCAGUAUUUUUAUAGUGAAUCCUCAAUCAAAAAUCGAUAAUUGCCGAGCCAUGCCGAUGCGCGUAUAUCGUAUUGAAAAUAUGCGAAUUGUUUCGAUACUGGCGCGCGAUGGGCAGCCAAAGUGAUGAUUUUAUAUUGAAAUGUAUUCAAAGUCAGAGAGGCAAAUCUCAUACCAAGGUUUCUAUUAAUCUACACCUAUUUGUAUACGCUUAAUUAUUAAGUAUGAAAAUAUAUUUAGAAUAAGAAUAAAUAAUUUAUUUUCCAACAUGA
Messenger RNA from Athalia rosae (coleseed sawfly), 2775 nucleotides. Its product is annotated as pH-sensitive chloride channel 2-like. Bases 149 to 1666 code for a protein of 505 amino acids. The record is from RefSeq and is a predicted model, not a curated record. Gene Ontology annotation, cellular component: synapse; membrane; neuron projection. Gene Ontology annotation, biological process: nervous system process; chemical synaptic transmission; regulation of membrane potential. Gene Ontology annotation, molecular function: transmembrane signaling receptor activity; extracellular ligand-gated monoatomic ion channel activity; chloride channel activity. Lineage: Eukaryota; Metazoa; Arthropoda; Insecta; Hymenoptera; Athaliidae. The transcript is spliced from 9 exons.